AUGGCUUCAUCUCGAAGCGGGUCCCGUCUAUGGUUGUCGUUGCCGCUUCUCCCCCUUCUGCUGCUGCUGCUGCGGUGUCCAGGGCUGCUGGUCACGGCGGAGCAGGUCGCUGUGGUGGAGGUUUUUCUGGAGCAGCGGCCCGAUGUCAGCGCUUUGUUCGAGGGGGAGCUGGUGGAGGCCAGCGGGGGAAGCAGGAGCUCCGAGCACCGAGACGACGAGCAAGAGGAGCUGGAGGGGGAGCUGGUCCUGGUGAGUGUAUCAAAGGUGUAAUAUUAGGCGAAACCCGGUGUGGACCUUUAAUAAUCUGAAGACUGCUUAUGGCCACUCACAAGUGUUUUUGAUUAAAAGACAAUUAAGAAAAAGCAAAUGUCUCAAAAAUAUCUGCCAGAGCCAAAAUUAAUAACCUUAGUACUGUCCUCUACAGUAUCUAAUACACCUUAACUAACUGCAAAGUUUGAUCAAAUAAUCAAAAUGUGAUCAAAAAUGAAAAUGAAUAAAUAUCAAAAAAGGCAAAUAUCUCAUGCAUGAAGAGACAUUUCUGCAGCUGUAAAACUGUGUGAUUGUUUUGAAAGUUAUUUACACUCUAAUUUCUUUAAAAUAUCAGAAAGACUCAUUUUAAAUAUUGAAACUGAAAACUGUUAAUGUUUUAAUAAAAUAUACCUGAAAGUUUGAUCCCAGCAACACAUUUGUGGAAAAGCUGGGGAGAGAGGCGUGUUCACAAUCGUGUUGCAUAACAUCUUGGAGAAAAAAAAAAAAAAAAAAAAAAAAACAAUGUAAAGGAUUUGGACCAGAAGACAGCAGUUUCCGGGGUGUUAAGAGUGAAAUGUUGUCGCAUUGUUGUUUGAUAAAGGAUUUCAGCUGCUUACUAAUUCAGGGUACCCUUUGCUGUAUUUUAUAUUUUGCUCUGUAGCAAAUUAUUUUCAGGACUGUAGGCAGGCCAGUUUAGCACUUGGGGUCUUUCAUUAUUGAGCUCUGUCAUGUAAUAUGUGCAGAAUGUGGUUUGACAUUUGUCUCAUUGAAAUAUGCAAAGUCCUUUGUGGAAUGAGCUGAGACAGUUUGGUUUGAGUUUAUAAAGAAGUUGUAGGAAAAAGUGCAAAAAUCCCGUUGCAGCCACAGAUAAAAAGCCCAGUAAACAGCGGCGCUUCAUUAUUGCAUGCGCUGGAAAGACUUGAGCUGUUGGUGCAUGUUUAGACCCUCUCACAGCUCACUUCAUGGUAAUUAAAGUAUAAACUUAAAGCCUGCCCACAUUUCUCUCUCUGCCCUGUUUUCUGUCCGCAGGUUCAGGAUGAGGAGACACAAGUGAGCAGAGGAAAAGAUGAGGAUGACACCAAAGAGCAGGAGCCGUGGAUUGGACUGGUACCUGUGGAGAUGGACGACAGCAAACCCUCCACAGGAAACCAGGAGUCUUUUGCUGAUGCAAUGGUCAAUAAAGUGAGAAGUUUAUGUUGCCCUGAAUUUGCAAAUAUUUUGUAACAUUAUGGAUAUCUUCAAGCAAAUAUAGUAAUGUUAUCCUCUUUGUUAAAGAUGAAGCGAGCAUUGGUCCUUGGAGCAUCUGCCCUCAUCAUUCUGGCUCUCAACCAAAACACAGUCAGUGAGGUAAACCUUCACAGAGUAAAUGGUGUUUGCAACCUGGACUUUUGUUUUUCAAAAAAUUCAAUAUGGUGUUCAAAGUGUCUGAAUUGGAAAUAUCUUCCUCUUUCUGCGAUAGAUGGAUCUGUCUCAGGUGCUGUCCAAGCCCAUUAUUGUGAUCCAGACUUCUGAAAAUGUCACAAAGCUGAUCGGAGCUCUGCUCAGGUACAGAAUACAUAAUUAUCUUCUAUAGAAACGACUAAAAGGGUGUAAAAUGGAUUGGUGUUUGUAAAUGGUAUGGUUGACAAACAAUCAUAUUAAAUCAAAACAGUAAAAUGUUUUUUUUUCCAUGCUAGGUAGGUUAUAUCACCUGUUCCUCAGUUUGAAGCUAUGUAAAGUUUUACAGGGCUCAAUCUUGACUAGCCUGAUUUACACCAGCCCUCUUUAUCUCUGACCUGUCCAUCAACUGUAGUUUACACAGUUUAUCUGUUUAUGGUGUCUUUACUGUGAUCAGGGGCCUAUUCUACGAAGCAGUUCAACUGAGCGAGAUAGCCUUGGAGCUAUCUCGCUCAACUUAGCAGGGUAGCCAGCGGUCUCACUUUCUUUCUUUCUACAGGGGUCUUCAAGUGACAGCAAAAAUCACUUACAAGACGAUUCUGCAGGACAACCUGGUGAGCCCCUCACUCUUUCAGCUGUCAGUGUAUCUGAGUUAUUAGCGCCCUCUAGCGGCGAGUGAACAGAUGACAGGCUGACACAGAACAUGCUGCUGUGUGUUCGGGCAGGGAGCCACGCUCACACUGUGGUCCAGCUGCGGGCGGUCGAGAGGAGGACGGUACGGAGAGUGGCAGGGGGUCAUCUGCACAGGAGAGACCAACUCUCAGGUCCAGGUAGGGGUGCAGAACAAACUUCCCAACAGCACCAUUGUUAAGUUUCUUAAGAAGCUGAUGCAAGGUAGUACUGGAGAUUGACAAAAGAAUGACACUUUAUUUACAUGAACCACGAUGAUAAGAAAAUAUGAUUUCUUCUCUGCUUAUGCGUGAAUGUUUGUGUAGAAGUACCUGCAGCAGCUGUGGGAUACGGUCCUCCUGGUGGCUCUCAUCCUCUGCACAGGAGUCAUCGUUCAGGCUCGCUGGCAGUACCAGGACCAGCAGGUCCACGAUGAACUUCAGGUAAACUUUUGACAAAGUAACUGAUAGACUUAUAGGACUAGUCACAGUGCUGGGAAGUUAGUUCUAAUAUACGUAUAUCAGGUAAUGAAAGUAACAUGAUGUACCUCUUUGCUUUUUCCUUCACAGCUUCACCCCAAACAGGAUGUCCUGAAGAGGAUGUCGUCUUUAAAGACUAAAAUGUAUCGCCAACCCAAACGCUGGUGUGACCCUACCCAGUCAGCAGAGACCGACAACUGUGCUGUGUGUCUGGAACCAUUCAACAACAACCAGGUCAGCCAAUGACCCCACAAUCCCUGAGUCUCAGAUCUGUCUAUAUUUCCUAUCAGGCAAAGUAAGAAGCCUGGUCGAUCAGUUUUUCUCUGCUUUUGUUUUGUUUUCUGUUCGUAAAAAGCUCCACAGACUCUACAGAACAGGUGAUUCAGCAGUGAUGUCAGAUUUUCUGUCAGCAUCAUGUGUCGUUGUCUCCUCAGUGUCUGCGGGUGCUGCCGUGUCUUCAUGAGUACCACAGAGAGUGCGUGGACCCCUGGCUGCUACUGCAGCACACCUGUCCUCUGUGCAAACGCAGCAUCCUCAGUGAGUUCACAACACAGCAUCAGGAGCCAUCUCACAACAACAUUGACUCUCCUUCUCUCCUUGUUACCUUUUUGCUUUAAAGGGAUAUUCUGACGUAAUUUAAAGUUAUGGUUGAACACACGGUAACACUGAGUUAGACACCCCUUCAAAAGAUGAAUGUUUCCGACUGCUUGCUCCUCUUGUUAUACCAACUUUAGUAAUGACCGCACGAUAGCAAAACCCAGCGGUCUGAGGAGCCUCACACAAACCUCAACCAAAACGCCACUCUAUAGCCACAAAUAAUGCUCAGAACAGCACCUAACUUCAUCAAUAGUAUAGCGUACCAGCCAUAGUACUAGCCACCAAACGUCUUUUUAGCUUUGUCUGACUUCUUCAGCAAAGAGACUAAGCCACUUGUUUUUGGGGGAGCCCUGACGAGUUGAUCACCGAGUGCAGCAGAUCAUUUCCUUGAAGUAAUAACCAUCAUAAUAAUCAAUUUGCACUGCAGACGUGGUAGUUCUUCUGCCUUAGUGUCUCGGUCUGAUUGCAUUUCCAUGAAGAAAUGAUCAUAAAUGUUCUUCCUUAAGCUGCGAAACUCCACAGCACUUGGUGAUCAACUCAUCAGGGCUCCCCCACAAACAAGCGGCUGCUGGAAAAGAGUGGGUGAGUUGUGUUUAGUCCCUUUGCUGAAGAAAUCAGGCAAAGCUAAAAAGAUGUUUGGUGGCUAGAGCUAUGGCUGGGACCCUAUAUGUACUGUUGAUGAAGAUAGGUGUUGUUCUGAGCAUUAUUUGUGGCUAUAGAGUGGCUUUUUGGUUGAGGUUUGUUUAUGGAGACGUAAACUGCCGUGUAUUGCUAUUGUGCAGUCGUUACUAAAGUUGGUAUAACUAGAGAAGCAGCAGUCAGCAAAAAUUAUCUCUUGAGGGGGUGUCUAGCUUAAAUUUACGCUGGAAUAUCCCUUUUAGCUUCAAAAAUAUAUAAAGUGUCGUUUAAAUAUUUCUUUUUUCCUCUGCUCUCUCCAGGCAGCAUCUGCAAAGACAGUUAA
Molecule: messenger RNA, 4332 nt
Organism: Xyrichtys novacula (pearly razorfish)
Lineage: Eukaryota; Metazoa; Chordata; Actinopteri; Labriformes; Labridae
Source: the annotation of a GenBank genome assembly